AUGGCCGCCCCCACCGCCAGCAACAACCCCGCCAACCAGCCCGCGAAACCGCAGCCUUCGCCAGUCGCCUCCACAACCACCGUGUCGUCGCUCGACUCAAAACCAGACGCGAACGCCACCCUGUCGCCACCGCCGAACGCGAACGGUGUACCCGCUGCCGCAAAUGGCGAUGCGCAAAAGGCCAAAAAGCCGACGAUGACGUCGCGGCUCAGCAGCAUGUUCACCAAGCGCGACGAGAGUAGGGACUCUGCGAAGGCCGCACUGGUGGCCGAGAAGAAUGCUGAGGUCAAAUCGACCAACGGAGCAGUUGCGCGCCCCCCACCGGCGCGCCAGGGGUCGGUAAAUGCUGGCAAGACGGGCGGUCCAACGCCGCCCUACCGCCGGUUCUGGGUGAACGACGACGGAACCCACGAGCACCACCUCAAGGUCGCCAAGCGCCAGGAGAAACUGUCGGACAUGUUCCAGAAUCUGAUGUUGGGCAAGAGGAAGGAUGGCCACAACGACGAGCAGCCUCUGAGUCUGAUGGCGAACUGGGUCGACGUUAUGCGCAACGAGAAGGAGAAGCUGGCGGAGCAGAAGAACUCGGCAAACAAUACUUCGCAAACCCUUGUACAGAAGUACGGCAAGUGCCAGGAGGUCGUUGGCCGUGGUGCUUUCGGUAUUGUGCGCGUCGCACAUAAGACAGACGCCAAGGACCCCAAGCGCGAGCAGCUGUACGCUGUCAAAGAAUUCAAGCAACGUCCAGGCGAAUCGGCCAAGAAAUACCAAAAGCGCUUGACUGCCGAGUUCUGCAUCUCUUCAUCCAUGCAGCAUCCGAAUGUCAUCAAUACGCUCGAUCUCCUCCAGGACGACAAGGGUACCUACUGCGAGGUCAUGGAGUACUGCUCUGGCGGCGACCUGUACACACUGGUCCUGGCUGCCGGUCAACUUGAGGUUGUGGAAGCCGACUGCUUCUUUAAGCAGCUCAUGCGUGGCGUCGAGUAUAUGCACGAGAUGGGUGUCGCGCAUCGAGACCUGAAACCUGAGAACCUCCUCUUGACCCAGCACGGCUCCAUCAAGAUCACCGACUUCGGCAAUGGCGAAUGUUUUCGUAUGGCCUGGGAAAAGGAGGCUCACAUGACCGCUGGUCUAUGUGGCUCUGCUCCUUACAUUGCUCCAGAAGAAUACGUCGACCGCGAAUUUGAUCCUCGUGCUGUCGACGUCUGGGCCUGUGGUAUCAUCUACAUGGCUAUGAGGACAGGCCGGCACCUUUGGCGUCAGGCCCAGAAAGGCGACGACGAGUUCUUCGACCGCUAUCUUGAAGACCGGAAGGAGGAGGCCGGUUAUAGGCCUAUAGAAGUUCUUCGUCGGCGCCAAUGCCGCAAUGUCAUCUACUCAAUCCUGGAUCCGAACCCUACUCGCCGACUCACUGCCCACCAGGUCCUCUUCUCUGAAUGGGUCAAGGAGAUCAAAGUUUGCCGCGCCGGCGACGAGGGCUUCUAA
Molecule: messenger RNA, 1482 nt
Organism: Didymosphaeria variabile
Lineage: Eukaryota; Fungi; Ascomycota; Dothideomycetes; Pleosporales; Didymosphaeriaceae
Product: serine/threonine-protein kinase HAL4/sat4
Exons: 2
Coding region: 1-1482 (493 amino acids)
Biological process (GO): intracellular signal transduction; intracellular monoatomic cation homeostasis; protein phosphorylation
Molecular function (GO): ATP binding; protein serine/threonine kinase activity
Source: RefSeq, a predicted model, not a curated record